CGGGCCUCGCAGGAGCCCUAGUUACAAGUUAGUAAUAAGAGCACCAUGCUACCCUGCCGAACCACUCCACCUUUUUUGUAGGCAGUUUUUUUUCUACUGCUCGCUUGGAAAAUCCGCAGCAACGACGAAGAAAAUGAUACCCCUAGUCCUCAACACAUUUUAAAAAUGGCGAUCUACCCUAGAAUCAACGGAAUUCGCUCGGUUUCUUAUCUUUUAAACCGCCUGAAAACCCUAAUUUCUAACCAACAGAGGUGGAAACAUACUUCCGAGACGGUGAUGGAGAUCAACCAAGUCGAAGCUAUGGUUAUGACUCCUUCGGAUAAAGCUUGGAAGACCGUUGACUCAAGGACUUUUGGGAUUAAAAAGGAAUCAAUACUACCUUCUAUAACGGUGGUUCUAAAAACUCUUCAAACAAAUGGGUAUGUAGCAUAUCUUGUUGGAGGGUGCGUAAGGGAUUUAAUUCUGAAAAGAACACCGAAAGAUUUUGAUGUAAUUACCACUGCUAGUCUAAAACAGAUUAAAAAGCACUUUCGUCGAUGUAUUAUUAUAGGGCGUCGAUUCCCUAUAUGCCAGGUUUACAUUUCCGGCAAUGUUAUUGAGGUUUCUAGCUUCAACACUAUUGCUAGAAGUGGAGAUAAACAAAAAGAAAUUAUUUUACCUAAAAAAUCAAGUAAUUGUAAUAACAGAGAUUUAGCAUGCUGGAAGAACUGCAUGGAGCGGGAUUUUACAAUUAAUUGUUUGUUCUUUGACCCAUUCAAAUUCAAAAUCUAUGACUUUGUUGGUGGUUUAAAAGAUUUAAGGGCAUCCAAGGUGCGUACAGUAAUUCCACCUCAUUUAGCCUUUAAAGAGGAUUGUGCCAAAAUUCUCCGUGGCAUGAGAAUAGCAGCACGCUUGGGUUUAAAAUUUUCCAAGGAAACAGAAACUGCAAUACAAGAUUUGUCUUCAUCCGUACUCACUCUUAACAAGGAAAGAUUAAUGCUUGAAAUGAAUUUUAUGAUGGCACAUGGAGCAGCUGUGUCCUCUAUUAAUUUACUUGAGAGAUUUAAACUGCUUGAAAUAUUGCUCCCUGCUCAGGCUACUUAUCUGGCAUCUCAAAGUAAUAACCUAUCCGCUCAAAUGCCUAUCAUGUUGAUGGAAUUGUUAAUGAAUGCUGACAAACUGCUUAGAGCUGACCACCCAUGCAGUUGCAAUUUAUGGCUAGGAUUGUUGGCUUUUCAUCUGGCUUUGGUACAUAAUCCUCAAGACUCUCUUGUUAUUUGGACUUUUUCUUCUAUACUGUACCAUGGGACAUGGAAUGAAGCUGUGGCAUAUGUUAGAGGAAGCUCCGAUAAUCUCAUUCACUUCGUUCCUGAAAUUUUAUCAUCCUCAGUAGCUAAAGCAGACGAACUUCUUUUAGAAGAAACUUCACGGUUUGCAUCACUGGUAAAGUCUUCCAUUAAAGCUUUAACUGAUUCAGAGGUUCUUCAACAAUCAUUGGCCAAAUACAAUCCUCCAUUAUCAGCUCAAGCGCUGAUUUUUGUUUCUCCAAACAUGGGGAGGAAAGUAUCAAAACUCUUUGAUGUUGAUAUUUGCAUAAACGGUCAUUGCAAGGAGGAAGACAAUUCAUCCAAAGCAAAGAAAGCAGAAAAUCUCCAUUCAAAAAAGGGGAGAGAGAGGCAUGAGAUAAACUAUGAGCUGCUCAAGAAAGGGGAUUUGAAUGAAAGCAGAAUUGUGCUUGGAAAAAUCAUUAUGGAUACUAUGAAAGGUGCACCAAUUUCUGAAGCUGGUGAGAGGAUGAUUGAAGGGGAGAAUAAAAUAGUUAGUUUAUCAUCAUUGUUUUAAUAAAAUAUCGAUAGAACAAAGUAUUGGUAGAGUGAUGAAAUUGUCAAAAAAAUAUUUCUCUUAAAAGGUUGGAAUGGGCUGAUGGACUGAUUAUUUUGAAA
Molecule: messenger RNA, 1922 nt
Organism: Phalaenopsis equestris
Lineage: Eukaryota; Viridiplantae; Streptophyta; Magnoliopsida; Asparagales; Orchidaceae
Exons: 14
Coding region: 166-1821 (551 amino acids)
Biological process (GO): RNA processing
Molecular function (GO): nucleotidyltransferase activity; RNA binding
Source: RefSeq, a predicted model, not a curated record